This is a messenger RNA of Cordyceps militaris CM01, 315 nucleotides long. RefSeq lists its product as uncharacterized. The record is from RefSeq and is a predicted model, not a curated record. The transcript has 2 exons. Lineage: Eukaryota; Fungi; Ascomycota; Sordariomycetes; Hypocreales; Cordycipitaceae. Bases 1 to 315 code for a protein of 104 amino acids.
AUGCCCUUUUCUCUCCAUCGCCGCGAGCGCGUUGUUGCCGCUCCCCCGAAACGCAGAGGGUUCUUCUCACGACGCCCUGCUCAUCACCAUUCUACCACCACCACCACCACUACUGCUGCUCCCCGCCGCCGAGGUCUCUUCUCUCGCCGCCCUGCCGCGCAUCACCACCACCAGCGCAAGCCUAGUCUUGGUGACAAAAUCUCCGGAGCGUUUCUCAAGCUCCGCGGUAGUUUGACUAACCGUCCUGGCGUCAAGGCUGCUGGCACUCGCCGCAUGCAUGGCACGGACGGCCGUGGCUCUCAUCACCAUUAUUAG